This is a messenger RNA of Hippocampus zosterae (dwarf seahorse), 6671 nucleotides long. Its product is annotated as ERC protein 2-like. Gene Ontology annotation, biological process: regulation of synaptic plasticity; maintenance of presynaptic active zone structure; neuromuscular synaptic transmission. The transcript is spliced from 16 exons. Gene Ontology annotation, molecular function: structural constituent of presynaptic active zone. Gene Ontology annotation, cellular component: cytoskeleton of presynaptic active zone. The coding region runs from base 745 to 3948 and encodes 1067 amino acids. The record is from RefSeq and is a predicted model, not a curated record. Lineage: Eukaryota; Metazoa; Chordata; Actinopteri; Syngnathiformes; Syngnathidae.
UGCGAUUGGCUGGUCUGUACCCGGCCUACUGCCCAAAGACAGCUGGAAUAGGCUCCAGCAUGCCCACGACCCUUGUGAGGGUAAGCGGAUUAGAAAAUAGAUAGAGUGACAUUAGCCCAGGUCCAGAUUGACCUGCAAACAUUAAGUGUGAAUGGAAAAUGAACAGCAAGUUUUAUGAUCACUUGUCGCCCAUGUCUGAAAGCUAUGAUGAUGAUGCUGCUGCUGGUGGUGAUGAUGAUAAUGAUGAUGAAACGGUCCAAUCCUAGCCUACAUGUCCAUGGAGCUGGGGCAGCAGUCCUGUCGCGCACGCGCCAACAGUUGGGAGCGCGAGCGAGCCCACGCGGACACCACGAAUGCUGGCAGGCAGCAGAGGUCACGCACGAAAAGAGGCACAGUUGAAGAGAUGACACCGUGAUGGAGUAGCCCACUCCGGACAGGUGGAGGAGCCAGCCACCGGUUGUUGCAAGAGAGGAUCCAUGAUGUCCGGUUCUGGAGCUGAAACCAAUUCAUGUUGGGUUGCUGUAUUUGGGAGCCGUGUUGCCUGUUGCCCAUGGCAACCUCGUUCAGUUAUUAGGACAAAACACUGGAUGUCUCACCCUCAAGCCCCCAUCAAAUCCACGAUGGGCAGGUAAAAACUGAGAGGCCAGGAGUUGGCCAUCUAAACCCACAAAGUGAGUCCAUAAAGGGAUAUAAAACCAUUGUCCUUAAGUUUGUCCUAAAAAUGCCAAAUGUAGCCAUAUAAAAAUGCCUCUAAAUGUUCGAGCCAAGCCGGCGCAAUGCAAACUGUCUGCUGUCUCAAAGAGCAGCGGGCGUGCAGAUGGCACUGCAUCUCAUUCACGCUUUUCAAGGUCUGCAAAACAGGCCAAAGGUAAACAGACUAAGACCAGUUCAACCCCAGGCUGCCGCUCAGGACUGGAACCUGGCUCGGUCUCCACACCCAUUUCAAAAGUACCUGGAGGUCAGGAAUCAAUGUCAAGGCUCGGUCCAAAGAAACCUGGAGGAGUAACACAUACAAAGGAGACCAGUGGCUCCGCAACAGCCCCAGGGGGAAAAACGAUGUCAAUGGAAAACAUCCAGUCUUUCAAUGCGGCUUACGGCACUUCUGGCAUAUACUCCUGCGAGCGGGAUGCUUUGGAACCCUCUGGAAGUUAUCCUAAAGGCACCAUGACACUUGGAAGGAACACCAGCCGCUUCUCCCACAGUGGCCGUGGUGCGGGCAGCAACCCAAAUGUCAACUCCACUGACUCGAUUCACCCAUCCAACCACUACGGCAAAGGCCGAAACGUUCGCCCUGCAGGGACUUGCAGUCUACAGCGGCAGUCGGGGAGACGCCCACAGGCGCUGGACUCGAGCGAUCACGAGGCGCCUUCUGCAUCUGAUCUUCAGGCUCAGCUGAGAGAGCUCCAGAGGGAAAAUGACAGCCUAAGAAAAGAAUUGGAUGGAAGCAAGGAUGGAAAGACGGGCCACAGUAUUAACAGUGCCCGCCUUUGGAGUGUGGAUGCCAAGGGAGACAAAGGCAUGAGGCGGGAGGAUGGAGCAAGGAGCUCUGCACUCAAGGACUGUUACAAGGAAGAUCAAGAUAACAUUCAGCUUCCACUGACAGUUGAGGAGCUCCAGGAGGAGCUGAGAGCUCACAGGGAGAUGAACAGCCGCCUACAGCAACCCCAUCAGCACGGGACCUCCGGUUCCUGUCGUGACAUUAGCCUGGACCAGGAGCACAGAGGAGGGCUCAGUCCUGGCCGCACUCCCCGAGAAAGUCCCAGCAAUCUCCACAGUUCUGGACCAAAGAACAGCCCGAGAGCGAGUCCCUCCAACACAUUGAAUCUAAGGCAGCAGGAAGCGGAUGUCAUCAUCCACAGCUCUGGGUAUGGCUCGGCCAGUCCGAUAGCCGCACAGAGAGUCAGCCCAGCCGGCACGCUUCAUCCCGGACCAAAACACAGCCCGAAUCAUGCAGCGAUCCCCAACCCCAAUUUGGUUCGGCGUUGCAGCCCUUGCCAAGUGCCAGGCUGUGAUGGCUUCUCCUCACCACCUCUGGAUCCGUCACAUGAGAAUUUUGUGCACCUGCAGUCGGAGCACGAGCGUCAGGCCAAGGAGCUGUUCCUGCUGAGAAAAACAAUGGAAGAGAUGGAGAUGAGAAUUGACUCUCAAAAGCAGACGCUGGGUGCCAGAGAUGAGAGCAUCCAGAGGCUCUUGGAGAUGCUUCAGGGUCAAGGUCACGGGCAGUGGGGCCGGGGACAGAGAACGGGCAUCUUAGCUAUGGCUGCACAGGAGGCUGAAGCUCAACUCGAAAACAUGCACGUAAAAGAGGACACCAAGAUCUCUUCAUUGGAGAGGAACAUCAGAGACUUGGAAGAUGAGGUCCAGAUGUUAAAGACCAGCGGCCUGCUGCACCCUGACGACAGGCAGGAUGAGUUCAAACAAGUGGAGGUCUACAAGAGCCAUUCUAAAUUUAUGAAGAACAAGAUAGAGCAGCUGAAGCGGGAGCUGAACAGGAAGGAGCCUGAGAUGCAGGCCCUGCAGACCAAACUGGAAACACUAGCCAAUCAGAACUCAGACUGCAAGCAACACAUCGAGGUGCUUAAAGAGUCCCUCAACGCGAAGGAGCAACGUGCCAAUACGCUGCAGACAGAGGUAGAUGCUCUAAGGGUGCGUUUGGAAGAAAAAGAACAGUUCCUGACAAAGAAGAACAAGCAGCUUCAGGACCUGACUGAUGAAAAGAGCACUCUAACGGGAGAAAUCAGAGACAUGAAGGAUAUGUUGGACGUCAAGGAGAGGAAAGUCAAGGUCCUCCAGAAAAAGAUUGAUAACCUGUUGGAGCAGUUAAGGGACAAGGACAAGCAGCUGUCUGGUUUAAGGGAUCGGGUCCAAGGCCUUCAGACCGAUUCCAGCAACACAGACACAGCCCUCGCCACACUGGAGGAGGCCCUGUCUGAGAAGGAGCGAGUCAUCGAGACCCUUCGGGAACAGAAGGAGCGGGCGGACAGGGUUCAACUGGAGGAGUUGGAGCGACUGAGGAAGGACAACCAGGAAUUGAAGGACAAGCUGUCAACCCUCCAAUCUCAGAAACUGUCCUCCAGCCAGCCUGCGAUCAUGGGCCCAAAGCAAGGCCAGAGGCCCGAUGGAGAGGUGCCAGCCCAAAUAGAAGCUCUACCAGCUGUGAGCUCCACGGCCGCAAACCCAGAGGACACAUUGCAUAAGUGUCCAGAUAUUGCAGCUCGCCUGAGGCUUCUUGAGCAAGAAGUGGCUCGCUACAGAGAAGAAUCUGGAAAGUCGCAAGCUGAAGUAGCAAGGUUGAUGGCGGCGCUGAAUGAUGCUGAGGUGGACAGAUCUGGCAGAGAGAAGAAAAUAAAUGAACUUGAGAGGCAAAUCAAGUCCCCUCGCAUCCAAAAACAGACGGUGGAAUUAAGGAAAGAUGCCCAGCCUGACGGACAUCAACAUUCUUUAUCGCAGCUGGAAGAGCUGAUGGGGGCCCUGGAGAAGACCCGGCAGGAACUGGACACGACAAAAUUGCACCUGUCCUCCACUCAGCACUCCUUGCAUGAGCGAGACAGACAUCUCAACAGCCUGCGCCAGGAAAGACGAAAACAGCUGGAAGAAAUUCUGGAAAUGAAGCAGCAAGCUCUACUGGCAGCUAUCAGCGAGAAGGAUGCUAACAUAGCCCUGCUGGAGUUGUCUCCAUCAAAGCGGAGGAAAGCCCAAGAGGAGGUGAUGGCUCUAAAACGGGAGAAGGACCGGCUCAUGCACCAACUAAAACAACAGACUCAGAACAGAAUGAAGAUGAUGGCUGAUAACUGUGAGGAAGAUCGGAUUCACAGUCAACAUCACCCUCGCCAUUCCGUUCACUUGCACUCGUCGAAUAUGCAUCACAGAAGCCUCCCAAGAGGGCCCCCGCAUGCCAACCACAGAUCCCCUAUGGACCAGGAGGACGAAGAGGGCAUUUGGGCAUGAUUUGGUGUCAACGUUGGAACAUUGUCGACAAACUGCUUGCACCGCCAGAUCUCGGGAGGUCCAGGUGCUUCAGUGCUGCUUUCGAAUUACCUCAACUCUGCUUGGAUUUUGGAGCCGAUCAGUGCAAUUAAAGUGGAACAGUCUAUUAAAUGUACUUAUUCAUUUACUGUAAAGCCGACGAUUGGGACCGGAACUGCCUACACUUGUGUUUAACUGACGACCAUUGAAAUACCUUAGGAAUAAAUAAUAACAAUUAACUCCUAAAAAAUAAAAAUAUCCCCAAAACAGAGAAAUACAAUACACUAAAAAUAGGGGGGGAGGUGGGGGAUGAUGCUGAUGCAGGGGGUGACCUGAAAUCCCCCCACUGCCCUGAAAAAAGUGAAAACAAAUGAAAAACGAAAAAUUACUGUGCAUGCUGACAGCACAGAAGUCCUUUGAGACAACAAGAUUGUUUUUGCUCUAAUGUUUGAUUUUGCUGAUCCUACCAAUGACAUCACUCAUUGAUCAGCCAAUUACGACAUUACAACUGAUGACCUAUUUUUCAUAAAAUGCAAAAUAUUUGACGUUCUGAUGCAAACAAUCAGAUCUACGCAAAGUCCAAUUCCUGCCAGACGGGCAUGCAUUUCAGGAGCCACAACUUCCGAUAAGCUCCAAAUGUUGUAUUCUUCUUUGCUGACGAAUGCCCUGACCCGAACGUAGGGGGGCAGUUAGGAGUGUUGGGCCCGCUUUAAUGUGGCACCCCUGCCUUUAUGUCCCUCAAUGUUUGCUGGGGGUGGGGGAUUGUGAGCAGGGUAAAAUGUUCAGUUUUGAGUUCUGGCUCUCAAUCAACACAAAAUUGAGCCACUACUUUUAAUACGAAUGUAGCCAAGCCAGUGGAUAUACCGAUAAAACUUUGGUGCAACUGGACUUGCGAACGUAGUAUUACGUUUACUUCUGCCACUAAAUACAGUUUUGGACUUUUCACAACAUGGACCUCACACCUUCAGAUCCACGAAGACCUUCUCGAUGUACCGUGCCAAUGGAGACAAACCAUAUUGCAGAGACAUUCUUCUGAUAUUGGACUGGAUUCGAAGCUUUCGUGUUCUAAGGCUCAAUUGCUGACUGACCUGACUUUGGUGGAACAUCUCCUCCUUGCCUUGUUGAAGAGGCUGAAAGUCACCGACAUCAGUUGAAAUGUCGGCUAGGGUCAAAUUACAAUUCAUAUAAAAAUAGGAGUACUGGACAUCUCUCUGUUGAGCCUGUUGUGAAUUUGAUUGCUAAAACAAUAUCAACCAUGUCAUGUUUUCUUUGCACUUUUUUGUGACAUUCAUUUCAUAUCCGAGUGCCACUAUUUUGGGUUUUGAAAAGUGAUGUGUAUUUUGUUUGACACGGUUUCUUUUGCACAGUGCAUAUUACUCGGGAAGCAGCUUGAAGUCUCAGACUUAGUGACUCACAAACAUGGACAAUUGAACCUCAGCCUGAGGACCCAAAAGACACAAAGGGGGGGACCUAAAUUCUUCCCACCUUCAUCUUUUGAGCUGUCUGAAACACACUUCCAAAGAUGAAAUAAACAAUAAAAAAAAUUACAAGUAAAAAUUGACGCUUUUACAGGUGGAUAUUAAAAGACAAGAAAGGACUUUGGGGUUCCUUGAGUUCAUAUUAUCAGUGUUUUCUUUCCACAUAAAUACAUAAAUUAUAUAUACAGUGAUCCCUCGCUACUUUGCGGUUCGUUUAUCGCGGGUUCAGUGCAUCGCGGAUUUUUUCAAACAUAUUUAAUUUUUUUUUUUUUUUUUACAUAUACAUGUAGUGCAGUACCUGUAUAUGUUGCUCUAUGUGACUCGCUGUUGUUUUGCAGCUUCUCACUGACCGUUUGCGAACUUUGGAAAAAAAAAUAUAUUUUUACUUGUUUAUGCUAAUUGAACGCUACUUCGCGGAUUGUCGUCUAUCGCGGGUGGUUUUGGUCCCCAUUCACCGUGAUAAACGAGGGAUUACUGUACAUAUAUACAUUUUUCCCCCUCAAUUGUUCUCUUUGCUCCAGUGGAACAAAGUAUUAACAUUUAUAAAGUACAACAUUUUUUAUUCUGCUUAUGUGUGGGUGGUUCAGAUCAACUUUAUCCAUAACUGUGAAUGUUUGUGAGGGUUCUCACGGGAUUCACCCUUGACUUGUUCCCACAAUGUUCUGCAGUGGUCAGCGUGUUUCCAGUUGUUUUAAUAAACGUUGCUUUCACAGGAACUAUGAGGUGUCUUUUAAGCCAAAUAAUGUCAAUAACAUUGACAGUGACAGUGUUUGGUGGUCAAAGGGAGUGCAACAAUGGCUAUUUUCACAAGAUGAAAGUUUCACCACCACUAAUGGCAUUUUCAACAAUAGACUCUUGAAGUUUUUCCCAGUUUUCAUGGUCUACCAAGCCUCUCCCACUCUCAUAAACUCAGCCAGAUGUUGCCCCGGCUUUUCUUCCUCAGAAAACAUGGGGGGUGGAUGUGGAGGUGAUCGAGGAGGAACGGCGGAGAGGGCGGGUUCACAAAUGUGGCUAAGCAUGUUUGGUAAGACCAGCUGGAUGCACCUUGGCACGCAAGUCUGCCAACAGCUGAUGUGCAAAGAGUAGAAUCCAGAAAUGUGUGUGUCAUCACCCUUGUUCAAACUUCGUGUCCUGUUGCCAGACUUUUACUCUUGUGAUACUGUACACUUUUGAAUACUUUAUUACCUACCCCUGCACAAUGAAAUAAAAUCCAUUUGUUUUUCUUUA